Molecule: messenger RNA, 1399 nt
Organism: Manduca sexta (tobacco hornworm)
Lineage: Eukaryota; Metazoa; Arthropoda; Insecta; Lepidoptera; Sphingidae
Gene: Psat1
Product: probable phosphoserine aminotransferase
Exons: 8
Coding region: 185-1279 (364 amino acids)
Biological process (GO): L-serine biosynthetic process
Cellular component (GO): cytoplasm
Molecular function (GO): O-phospho-L-serine:2-oxoglutarate transaminase activity; pyridoxal phosphate binding
Source: RefSeq, a predicted model, not a curated record
GUAGGCAUUGGUGUUAGUUCUGCAGAACAUACGGCGACGUUCGAACCAGUCAGUACUCGUCAGUCCACAAUUUAAAGGCAGGGCGAUAACCCGACCACCAAUCAUUAGGCACAUCGGCAGACAGUACCGAGCACUCAGAGAGAACGUUUGUGUCGCUCGACAAAACUUGUUUUUUAAAUUUAAAAUGGCGAAGGUUUUCAAUUUCGGUGCUGGGCCAGCAAAAUUGCCGGAAGAAGUGUAUGAAAUAAUAAAGAAUGAGUUAACAAACUUCGAAAAUUCCGGAAUAAGUUUAUUGGAAACAAGUCAUCGAACUGCGACUUACAUGAACUUGAAUGUUGAAAUUCAAGAAGUUGUGAGAAGGCUAUUAGAUGUUCCUGCUAAUUAUAAGGUAAUAUUUUUGGCUGGCGGAGGCCUCGGCGAGUUUGCAGCGGUGCCUCUAAAUCUAAUCUCUAGAACUGGAACUGCAGAUUACGUUGUUACUGGUGCCUGGUCAGCCAAAGCAGCAAAGGAAGCAAAGAAGUAUGGUAAAGUGAAUCUGGUUUUGCCUCCAACUGACCGCUACGUCGACAUCCCUGAUCAGUCUACAUGGAAUUUGGAUCCUAAUGCUUCUUACGUACACAUCUGCACAAAUGAAACUAUUCAUGGUGUGGAAUUUGACUUCAUUCCCGACACAAAAGGUGUACCUUUGGUAGCUGAUAUGUCAUCUAACAUUAUGUCCAAGAAAGUUGAUGUAUCAAAGUUUGGAGUGAUCUAUGCUGGUGCCCAGAAAAACAUUGGAACUUCUGGAGUUGCCUUAGUCAUUGUUAGAGAAGAUCUGUUGAAUCAAGCAUUACCGAUUUGUCCUUCACUACUUGACUGGACUGCUAAUUUCAAAGCGAACUCAAUCCAAAACACUCCACCUAUGUUUGCCAUUUACAUCAUGGGACGUGUGUUACAAUGGAUCGAAAGGCAAGGAGGUCUUGACGAAAUGGCAUCACGUGCCACCAAAAAAGCUUCGUUAAUCUACAAUAUUAUUGAGGAGUCAAAUGGAUUCUACUACGCACCAGUAGCCAAGAAUGUCAGGAGCAAAAUGAACAUUCCGUUCAGGAUUGGAUCUCCAGGGAAUGAGGCGUUAGAAAAAGAGUUCCUAAAAGGCGCCGAGGCUUUGGGACUCAUACAAUUAAAAGGACACAGGGAUGUUGGCGGUAUCCGCGCGUCAACUUACAAUGCUGUUACACUAGAAGAAGUGGAAGCCCUCGCCGAUUACAUGAAAGACUUCUAUAAGAAACAUGCGAACUAAUUAGGUAAUUAUAAAAAUAUUAUAUAAAUAACAUAUUGUAUAACAUUCUAAUUACUCUUGUAAUUUUAGGCUGUGCUCUUCAUUAUAUUUCGAAAUAAAUUGUAUUUUUAUACUGUUGUA